This is a messenger RNA of Tripterygium wilfordii, 1492 nucleotides long. Its product is annotated as branched-chain-amino-acid aminotransferase 2, chloroplastic-like. The coding region runs from base 176 to 1333 and encodes 385 amino acids. Gene Ontology annotation, biological process: branched-chain amino acid metabolic process. Gene Ontology annotation, molecular function: branched-chain-amino-acid:2-oxoglutarate transaminase activity. The record is from RefSeq and is a predicted model, not a curated record. Lineage: Eukaryota; Viridiplantae; Streptophyta; Magnoliopsida; Celastrales; Celastraceae. The transcript is spliced from 10 exons.
AGUACUCGUCCACAUUUGUAUCCUCCACCUGCUCAGCAGUAAUGUCACGAGGUGUUCUUCUCUUCUCUGCUCUCACUCUGUUCUUCAGUCCUUGGUUUACAUAUAUAUAUAUUAGGCCAUUUUAGAUCGCAAAUCACAAACGGGGUCUUAGUCAGAAGAAUAAUAAGGGGCGGCCAUGAUUUGCAAGACUCAACACUUGCGUGGUCUGGUUCGAUCUCUGCGAUUUGGUCCUUUUCAGACCAAGAGUUGGCACACAUCCCAGGCCUCAUCAUCUUUACAGCAAGUGUCGGAAUCACCUGAUUGCAGUGAGGAUGGGUAUGCUGAUGUGGAUUGGGAUAAUCUUGGGUUUGGCCUCGUGCCGAUCGAUUACAUGUACAUAAUGAAAUGCACUGAAGAUGAUGAUAAGUUUGAACAAGGAAAAGUUAGUCGGUAUAGGAACAUUGAGCUUAGUCCUGCAUCUGGAGUUCUAAACUAUGGACAGGGAUUGUUGGAAGGCAUAAAAGCAUAUAGAAAAGAAGAUGGGCGGAUUCUCCUUUUCCGACCGGAUCAAAAUGCAUUGAGAAUGAAAGUAGGUGCCGAAAGAAUGUGCAUGCCUUGUCCUUCUGUCGAUCAAUUUGUUGAUGCUGUCAAACAGACCGUACUCGCUAACAGGCGUUGGGUUCCUCCUUCAGGGAAAGGGUCCCUCUACAUUAGGCCUCUGUUGAUCGGAAGCGGUGCGAUAUUGGGUUUGGCACCGUCACCGGAAUAUACAUUCUUCGUAUAUGCUUCUCCUGUUGCCAACUAUUUCAAAGAAGGUUUGGCACCCUUGAACUUGUAUGUAGAGGAAGAGUUUUUCCGCUCCUCUCGUGGUGGAACUGGAAGCGUAAAAACCAUCUCGAAUUAUGCUCCCGUUAUGAAAGCGCUAGGCAGGGCAAAAAGCAGGGGAUUUUCAGAUGUCUUGUACCUUGACUCCGUAAAUAAAAAAUAUUUGGAAGAAGCCUCUGCUUGCAACAUUUUUAUUGUAAAGGGUAAUGUUAUUUCGACUCCCCCUACAAAUGGAACUAUUUUAGCUGGCGUCACUCGGAGAAGCAUCGUCGAAAUUGCUCGCGAUCUUGGCUACCAGGUAGAGGAACGUUCCAUUGCAGUCGACGAAUUGAGCGAUGCUGACGAAGUGUUUUGCACUGGAACUGCCGUCGGUGUGGCUCCCGUAGGCAGCGUCACAUAUCAGGAUAGAAGAAUUGAGUUCAGAACAGGUGGUGGGUGCGUGUGUUCGGGACUCUACUCAAAUCUUGUAGGAAUUCAAAGGGGUCUGAUUGAGGAUAAGAAGGGCUGGACCAUUGAAAUAGAUACUUAAUCCUUCAUAUUGUAAACGUGUUGUUUAGUAUCAUCUGAUGAUGAUGGAAUUCAUUGCAAAGUAUCGGUUUGGUCUUGAGAACCUUUUAUAUUUUGAAAAGAAGAUGCACAUGCUCCACAAAAUAAAAUAGAUAGCAGCAGUCUGGCCCUGGAUUGAUGA